Gymnogyps californianus (California condor) is the source of this 618-nucleotide messenger RNA. It is a transcript of the gene GJE1, whose product is annotated as gap junction protein epsilon 1. Gene Ontology annotation, cellular component: connexin complex. NCBI's taxonomy places the organism in Eukaryota, Metazoa, Chordata, Aves, Accipitriformes, Cathartidae. The record is from RefSeq and is a predicted model, not a curated record. The transcript has 3 exons. Gene Ontology annotation, biological process: cell communication.
AUGUCCGCCAACUACAUGCGGAGCUUCUCGGAGGGAUGUCUCAGGCCACCAACGGCAUUUGGCCAAUUCCACACUCUUUUCUUUGGCUCAGUUCGUAUGUUUUUCCUUGGUGUUUUGGGCUUUGCUGUUCAUGGAAAGGAGGUCUUGCAUUUCAGCUGUGACCCAGACAAGAGAGAGGUUAAUCUUUUCUGUUACAACCAGUUCAGGCCUGUAACUCCUCAGGUAUUCUGAGUGUUACAGCUGGUGAUUUUACUGGUACCUGGAGCCUUUUUUCACCUUUAUGCUGCGUGUAAGAGCAUCAAACAGGAAGAUAACCUCCAAAAGUUGUUCUACGCUGGUUUUUAUAUCUUCUCUGCUUUCUUAAGGAUUAUCCUUGAAGCUGUGGCUCUUUGGCAUCAGAUUCAGCUCUUUGGUUUCAAAGUGAAUGCAAUCUACAUGUGUGAUGUGGGAGCACUUGAAAAAAAGUUUAACAUUACCCGAUGCAUGGUGCCAGAGCACUUUGAAAAGACAAUUUUUCUUAUUGCAAUGUACACGUUUACUGUGAUUACAGUGGUCUUGUGUGUUGCCGAAAUUUUUGAGAUCUCAUGUAGAAGGCUAGGUUUCUUAAAAACUCAGUGA